CAGUAACCUGCUAGAGCAACAACCAAUCCGUCAGCGCCGUCCUGUCCAAUCGAUUCAAAGGAAUCUAGAUUUAAUAUAUGGUGGGCUUUUUGGCGGGGGAUCUGUUUGCUAAUCGCUCGGUGCGUAUCGCAGAGACUAUCAGAAACCAUCAGUUGUUCUUUGAUGGUUUGUUCUAUCUCUUCCUUCCUCACAAUGUUGUGUUUGUUUCCAUUUUAGGUGGAGAUAACACCGACGAGGUGCAGAAGUCGGAUUCCAUCAAAAAGCAAUUAAGACUAGGUGAUUGAGUGU
Messenger RNA from Linum tenue, 288 nucleotides. NCBI's taxonomy places the organism in Eukaryota, Viridiplantae, Streptophyta, Magnoliopsida, Malpighiales, Linaceae. The record is from the annotation of a GenBank genome assembly.